AUGCACUGUGUGCUUGUCCUGCCCACAGAAGCUGAGAUUCUUCCCAACGAAACCAGCAGUCACCUCGCAGAUGGGCUCCACCUGGUCAGCAAACGCACGUCUGUUGACUAUACUUGCAUUCCACACUCGCGGCCCUGGCAUGCUGCACUCUUUCACGAUGAGGAUGGAUUCUGCUCGGGAGUUCUGGUGCACCCGCAGUGGGUUCUGUCAGCGGCACACUGCUGGCAGAAAUACUACACCAUUGGUCUGGGCCUGCACAGACUUUACGAACGCAAUGAACCAGGCAGCCAGAUGAUUAAGGCCAGUUUCUCCGUGCAGCACCCAAAAUAUGUCACAGCUUGGAAAGGCUAUGACCUCAUGCUCAUCAAGUUGAGCAAACCAGUUGUGGAAUCAGACACCAUCCGGACUAUCAGCAUUAGCUCCAAAUGUCCGAAAACUGGAACGAGGUGCUUGGUCUCUGGCUGGGGUCAACUGUACAAUGGCAAGUACUCUCAGAUUCUGCAGUGUUUGGACAUUCCAGUGCUAUCAGCGCAGUCCUGCAGAAAAGUGUUUGACUCAAACUACCACUACAGCAUGUUCUGUGCUGGUGGUGAGGGCGAGAAGCACGCUUGCCUGUCAGACUCUGGAGGCCCUGUGAUCUGCAAUGGGCACCUGAAGGGCCUUGUGUCCUGGGACAUCCGUUCUUGUGGCAAACGUGGAGUUCCAGGCAUCUAUACCAACCUCUGUAAAUUCAAACGGUGGAUAAGGAAAAUUAUCCGGACCAGAUAA
Molecule: messenger RNA, 768 nt
Organism: Chinchilla lanigera (long-tailed chinchilla)
Lineage: Eukaryota; Metazoa; Chordata; Mammalia; Rodentia; Chinchillidae
Product: kallikrein-4-like
Exons: 4
Coding region: 1-768 (255 amino acids)
Biological process (GO): amelogenesis; extracellular matrix disassembly; proteolysis
Molecular function (GO): serine-type endopeptidase activity
Source: RefSeq, a predicted model, not a curated record